This is a messenger RNA of Lolium perenne, 1118 nucleotides long. Its product is annotated as probable E3 ubiquitin-protein ligase RHY1A. The record is from RefSeq and is a predicted model, not a curated record. Gene Ontology annotation, cellular component: nucleus. Gene Ontology annotation, biological process: ubiquitin-dependent protein catabolic process. Lineage: Eukaryota; Viridiplantae; Streptophyta; Magnoliopsida; Poales; Poaceae. Gene Ontology annotation, molecular function: ubiquitin protein ligase activity.
GGAGUGCACUCUUCUUUAUUCUCGAGUCCAAGGGAGAGAGAAGCAGGUGGAGCUGCAGCAGUUCGCCACAUCUGCAUCCUCCCCUGCAUGCCGAUCGCCUCCAAGCUCCUCUACUUCCAGCGCCGCCCCUCGCCGGCGCCGCCGGACCCGCCGGAGCCCCCCAAACCUCCCCGCCGAGCCGCGGGGCCCCGCCGCCGCCGCAGCUCCGCCGGCAUCUCCCACCACCAUCACCACAAGCCGGGUCAGGAACUUGUUCCAGGGAAUCAAAGAGAUGGUGCUAAGCUUGUGGGAUGUUCUGGAAACAAAAUAGAACAUGUUGUGGGCACGGGCUCCGGCUCAAGGCUAAACCAUAGUGUAUCAGAUCAUGGACGGCUCCCUGAUGCUGUUCAACAAGCUAGAGAAAGGCUUCUUCAGAGGCUUAAUAGUGUAGACUUGUCUGGAAGAAGGCAGCAAAACACUCCAUCCUUCGAAACUAUUUGGGCUGGAGUACUACCUCAUCCUGCUGACACUGAUGUCUCUACCACUACGGAUAGCGAACUUGGUAGCCUGACCACUUACUUCCAGUCCAGUGUAUCCAUCGCCGCCUGCAAAGUCCAAGAAAUCUUUGUAGAGCCUUUCAGCGCCAUGGAUAAAUGUAUGCCUGUCACGUCAUGCAUGGAACGGGUCCCUGUGAUGCAAGAAACAGCCUGCGAAGACGCGGGAGAAGGUGAGAGUGUGUCACCUUCACCAGAGUGCUCGAUAUGCCUGGAGAGGUGCGGUGAUGCGGACGGGCUCAUGGAGCUGCGCUGCAAGCACAUCUUCCACUCGGCAUGCCUAGAGCGGUGGCUCCGGUCCCACGGCGACUGCCCCUACUGUAGGGCUACUGUGCUCCGAACAUCGGACGAAUAAGGAAACUGAGGGAUGACACCUAAAUUAUGUUACUGCUUAACCUGCUCUGCAAGGACCUUUUUAGUUUUUUUUCUAGUGAGGCGAUGAUACCUUGCGGUGUCUGUUGCUGUAUGCGGCUUCAGCAGUUACUUGUUGCAACUGUCUGUUUGAUCUAUGUGAAACUGGCUCCACGUGAGAGGACAGCCAGUAAGCUAGCUGAACUACUGUCUACUGAACUUUUGCUCUUCUUA